CAUACGCAAUCAUCUGUUAGUUGAAAGCCGGCUGUGAAAUUCUGUGUGGAUUAUGAAAUUAAAAUAUCACUUAUAUUAAAUAUCACAGUGAAUUCUAAUAAUAUGAACUUUGCGCGACUUAUAUUUGCCAGAAGUGCUGGUGGCACAUCUUUCACGCAGAAACUGACUGGUGUAUUUUAUCGGCAAAUUACAUGCAGCAAUAUUAAGCAUGCCUCACAAAAGCCUCUGACGCAAUUUGAAUUGAAACUUCCAACACCAUUAACACAUAGUCGAAAGGCGGCACAACAGGCUACUGUUGGUGCUUCACUUGCUCAAGUUUUAAAAAAGCGUACCGUUCGCAAGAAGUGGGAUGGCCAUGGCUUUGAGGACUUGUCCGCUGAGGGAUUUUUCAACGUUACUGCUUUUACUACUGCCGAAGAAUAUGAUUUGGAGGCACUGAUGAAAGGUUUAAACGAACAAAAUUUGUACACUGUUAAGAAAUAUUUCUCUACAGACAAUCUUGGGGCGGAACAGGAUGUGUUAUAUGCGACUGCGAAAUAUCCAGUAGGUGAGGAAGCUCGCGAUAUAAUUUUCUUCCGCGAAGGAUCAGUAGUAUUGUGGAACUUCAAUGAAAUUGAAACAAAUAAUUUACUAUCGUUUUUGCGACCGUACGAGAAGGACCAAUAUUUAAGUCCACUAGUCCGUGGCGAAAGCGAGGUAAUGCCGUAUAUGUACAUACCUUCCACCGCAGUUGAUGUUGAAGGUGAUAUCGUGUCUGCAUCAGAUACGGAAGUGGCACGUGCUUUCUUCUACAAUGGAAAAUUUUUCCUCGCAUCAGAGGGUGAUAAUUUUCUACAAAAGUACACAUUCUCCAAUGCAAUGGCAACCUCAAUUAAACUUGGUAUGUGGGAAGCUAUGCUCGAACGCUACAUUGAUUCAAUCGAAUAUCUAACAGAUGAUUUAAAACGAGGGCGACGCAUACGAAUGUCACGCGCCGAGGUGCUGCGCAAAACAGGAGAACUUUUUGCUUUGCGACACGAAAUCAAUUUGGCGUCGGAUUUGUUGGAUACGCCAGAUUUCUAUUGGGAUCGCGAAGAGUUGGAAAAAUUGUACCUACAAGUGUGUUCUUACUUUAGUAUUUCGCGGCGGACGAAAGUUAUGAAUGAAAAGAUAAAUCACUGCGUCGAGUUGGCUGAAUUAAUCUCGCACAAUUUGAAUGACGCACAUCAUAUUCGUUUGGAAUGGAUGAUUAUUAUACUGAUUAUGGUAGAAGUUGGGUUCGAAACAGUACACUAUAUGGACCGUUUUUAUAACAAAGAUGAAGAGGAUGCAGCCCUAUCACAUUGAAAUGCAUGAACAGGGGUUGAGAGGGGCUGAUCAAGAGAAUGCAUUUAGCCGAACAUGAAAGAGUGUUUAAUAUAUUUCGGUAGGCAAAUAAAGUUUUUCCAUAUUCAUAAAA
Anastrepha obliqua is the source of this 1438-nucleotide messenger RNA. Its product is annotated as required for meiotic nuclear division protein 1 homolog. The transcript has a single exon. NCBI's taxonomy places the organism in Eukaryota, Metazoa, Arthropoda, Insecta, Diptera, Tephritidae. The coding region runs from base 103 to 1326 and encodes 407 amino acids. The record is from RefSeq and is a predicted model, not a curated record. Gene Ontology annotation, biological process: positive regulation of mitochondrial translation.